GCAUCGCCGCCAGCCUCCGCGGUGUCGCCGGCACCGCGCCCUCGCGCGACGGCACCCGCUCGGACAUGGGCCGCGCGCGGGCUGGUCAUCGUCUGCAACCUGCUCACCGCAGGAUGCGGCGCCGACCCUGCAGAUGAAGGACUGGCCAAGGACCUGCUCCCCGACAAGAAGGACGACGCCUGGACGACCUCCUCGCGGUUCAAGAGGGACCUGGUGGAGCUACUCGGGAGCGGCGGCGAGACCGUGCUCGAGCUGGGCGCCCACGUCGGGCACUGCACCCGCGUCCUUUCGCGCCUGUUCGGCGCGGUGAUCGCCGUGGAGCACUCCGAGGCG
This is a messenger RNA of Prorocentrum cordatum, 333 nucleotides long. NCBI's taxonomy places the organism in Eukaryota, Dinophyceae, Prorocentrales, Prorocentraceae. The record is from the annotation of a GenBank genome assembly.